CGGAAUUGUAUCAACGCAUUUCUAACCUAAGAAAAUAGAUUUCUUUUGUAUUAAGUAUUAAGAAAUAUAAGUCUUUGUGCCGUUUAAAUAUAAAAAAGUUACAAUGAAAAAGGGAUCAUGGUUUAUGCGAGAAUGCGAAAUUAUCAAGGAAAUUCCGGACGACUCGGACAAAUCAACAACGCUAGAAAGACUUAUAAAAGAAUUGAAGAUAGAAAUAAUACGAGAAGAGGAUAGAGAGCUAGAAUUUGAUAUAAUUGGCUGUCACACUUCAAUAGUCAACGCGUACCGCAGAAUACUCCUGAGUGAAGUGCCAAGUAUGGCUAUUGAGCAGGUUUAUAUUGUGAACAACACUAGUCUAUUGCAGGAUGAAGUACUUGCGCAUAGAUUGGGCCUUAUACCUCUUCAGGCAGAUGCUCGACUUUUUGAAUAUCCUCCUAAUGAUGGAAAAGCAGAUGACGAGGUUAGUGAUCAAGACACUCUAAGAUAUGAACUCAAAGCUACAUGUACUGUAAAUCCACAAGCGCCAAAAAACUCCCAUCUUCCAGAGGACAUGUAUAGAAAUAGCAAAGUUUAUAGUAAAGAUAUUAAAUGGGUACCUAUAGGCCGGCAGGCAGAUAUGUUUCCACGUGGAGCAGAACAGAUGGGCGUGCUAGAGAAUGAUAUAUUGAUAUGUAAAAUGCGUCCAGGUCAUGAGAUCCAUGCGUUUAUGCAUGCUGUUAAGGGCAUCGGCAAAGAUCACGCCAAAUUUUCUCCCGUGGCCACUGCAUCUUAUCGCCUCAUGCCAGCCAUUCGGUUGACCAAAUCUGUAAGGGACAAGGACGCAGAUCUUCUACAAAGUUGCUUCAGUCCGGGCGUGAUAGAAGUGAUAGAACAAGAAACAAACUCGGGACAGAAGUACCGAGAAGCGCGUGUAAAGAAUGCUCGUUAUGACAGCUGUGCCAGAAAUGUCUAUCGUUACGAUCAAUUGAAGAAUUGUGUGGAGCUAAGUCGUGUAAAAAAUCAUUUUAUCUUCACUAUAGAAUCUGUGGGAACGUUAUCUUCAGCAGUAUUAUUCACAGAAGCUGUUAAAGUGCUUAAAAACAAAUGCAGAACAUUUCUCGCAGAACUGGACCGCACUGGAAAAUAAAUUUGAGCUAAAUAAAUUUAAAAUAAAAUAAA
Molecule: messenger RNA, 1158 nt
Organism: Linepithema humile (Argentine ant)
Lineage: Eukaryota; Metazoa; Arthropoda; Insecta; Hymenoptera; Formicidae
Gene: Polr1C
Product: RNA polymerase I and III subunit C
Biological process (GO): DNA-templated transcription
Cellular component (GO): RNA polymerase III complex; RNA polymerase I complex
Molecular function (GO): protein dimerization activity
Source: RefSeq, a predicted model, not a curated record